This is a messenger RNA of Hevea brasiliensis (rubber tree), 3446 nucleotides long. Its product is annotated as E3 ubiquitin-protein ligase JMJ24. Gene Ontology annotation, biological process: regulation of transcription by RNA polymerase II. Bases 333 to 3215 code for a protein of 960 amino acids. NCBI's taxonomy places the organism in Eukaryota, Viridiplantae, Streptophyta, Magnoliopsida, Malpighiales, Euphorbiaceae. The record is from RefSeq and is a predicted model, not a curated record. Gene Ontology annotation, cellular component: histone deacetylase complex; chromatin. Gene Ontology annotation, molecular function: histone H3K9 demethylase activity; transcription coregulator activity; chromatin DNA binding. The transcript has 14 exons.
AUUUAACCGGCCUCAGUUUCUGAGAAACAUAGUUGUCUGAACCUUGAAACAGGAAAUUAAAAAAAAAAAAAAAAAGGAAAAACAGAAACGAGCAGUUUGGAGCGGGAACCGUAAGUAGGAGGAGAGACAAACGGAGGCCGUCCCGUCCGUUAAAAUCUGUGAUUCCUAAAUCCUUAGCUAUUAUCGAACAAUACCAUGUCUCGUACGCUUCUCCUUUUAUCUACCUCUUCCCAACUUACACCUCCAAUUCGCUUUGUCAAACCCUAGACUCAGACUGUUUCUUGAGCAGAAAACUGUAGUUUUAAAUUCCUGUUGAACUUUAAUACGUGACUAUGAUGGAUAACCCACGAUCAGCCUCUGGGAAUGGUGAAGAUCAGGUUGGGAUUCCGGAUGAUUUACGUUGCAAGAGGUCAGAUGGGAAACAAUGGAGAUGCACUGCCAUGUCUAUGCCAGAUAAAACGGUGUGUGAGAAGCACUACAUACAGGCAAAGAGGAGAGCAGCUAAUUCUGCUUUAAGAGCUAGUCUAAAGAAAGCUAAAAGGAAAUCAUUGGGUGAAAGUGAUGUAUACUUGGAGAGUAAGAAUGAUGAUUUCGAUACACCACUCGUGAAUAUGAAGGUUGACAACCAUCCUCUUUCAGCCUCCAAAAAGAAGAAUAAAGAAAAGGUAUCAAAAAAUCAGGUUCAGUAUUCACCAGAAACACCUAUAAGAAGUCUGUCUCUGCGAAAUUCUCUAAAGCCAAAUGAUGAAUUGCAAAAAGAUCUAGAGCCUGAAGAGAAUUGGAAGUCGUAUAAAACACCACCCUUUUCUACAAUGGAUUCAUCCAGGAGCAGGUCACAGAGGAGCUUUGAUGCCAGUGCUAUGACAGAAUACUCUGAUGGAAGCACAGAUUCCUCCGAAGAUGCUGGUGGGCAAACUUGCCAUCAGUGCCGAAGAAAUGAUAGAAACAGAGUAAUUUGGUGUCGCAGAUGUGAUAGAAGAGGCUUUUGCGAUAACUGUAUUUCUGCAUGGUACUCAGAAAUUUCAUUGGAAGAAAUUGAAAAGGUUUGUCCUGCAUGUCGUGGUAUCUGUAAUUGCAAGGUGUGCUUACGAGGGGAUAAUAUGGUAAAGGUAAGAAUACGAGAGAUACCUGUCAUAGAUAAGUUGCAAUAUCUCUACUGUGUACUAUCUUCAGUGCUUCCUAUAGUUAAGCAUAUCCAUCAUGAACAAUGCUCUGAAGUAGAACUGGAGAAGAAACUCCGUGGAACUGAUAUAGAUCUUAUCCGUGCCAAAUUGAAUGCAGAUGAGCAGAUGUGCUGCAAUGUAUGUAGGAUACCUAUCAUUGAUUAUCAUCGGCAUUGUGCAAAUUGCUCUUAUGAUCUAUGCCUUCAUUGCUGUCAAGAUCUUCGGGAAGCGUCAAUGCAUCCUCUAGUAGAAAACCAGAUGGGUGGGAGGAGUCAUGACAAAGAGACUGUGUCAAAGGAAGUAAAAGAACCCAGACUAAGACUCAAUUUAUCUGCCAAGUACCCUGACUGGAAGGCAAAUCGUGAUGGCAGCAUUUCAUGCCCGCCAAAGGAGUAUGGUGGUUGUAAUUAUUCUUCAUUGAAUUUAAGUCGCAUUUUCAAGAUGAACUGGGUGGCAAAACUGGUGAAAAAUGUGGAGGAAAUGGUUAGUGGUUGUAAGGUCUGCGAGGCUGGCACUCUGCCAAUAUCUAGGUUAAAUGAUUCCACACUCUCUCAGUAUUCUCAUAGGGAGGAAAGUGAUGAUAAUUUCUUAUAUUGUCCAUCAUGUGAAGACAUAAGGACUGAAGGGAUAAACAAUUUCAGGAAGCAUUGGGUUAAGGGUGAGCCUGUUAUUGUGAAGCAGAUAUUUGAUAGCUCAUCCAUCUCAAGCUGGGAUCCAAUGGUCAUAUGGAGAGGGAUUCGGGAAACAUCAGAUGAGAAAAUGAAAGAUGAGAACAGAGUAGUGAAGGCCUUAGAUUGCUUAAAUUGGUCUGAGGUUGAUAUUGAACUUAGUCAGUUUAUAAAGGGAUACUCAGAGGGACGAAUUCGUGAUGAUGGUUCGCUACAGAUGUUGAAGUUGAAGGACUGGCCUUCCCCCAGUGCUUCUGAAGAGUUCUUAUUAUACCAGAGACCUGAAUUUAUUAGUAAAAUGCCUCUACUUGAGUAUAUCCAUUCAAGGUUGGGUCUUCUAAAUGUUGCUGCAAAGCUGCCUCAUUAUUCCUUGCAGAAUGAUGCUGGACCCAAGAUUUAUAUAUCUUACGGGACCUAUGAGGAACUUGGUAAAGGUGAUUCACUGACCAAUCUGCAUAUCAAGAUGCGUGACAUGGUAUAUCUAUUGGUGCAUACACAUGAAGUGAAGCUUAAAAAUUUUGAGGGAAAUGAGUCAGUUGACCAAGAAACAAGCUUGGGUGAAGGAACAUUAGCUGAUUUAUCAGUUGGCAGGCAGGAUUUACAGAAUGAAACAAAUACAGCUGCAGAUAACGAUGAGAGAAUGGAGGAGGAUCAAGGGGUUGAAAGUACCACUAUGGUUGGAGAGGUUGAGAAAAUUGACAAUCGAGGGGUUGAAACUAACAGAAUGGAGUAUGUUAAGAGAAUGAAGGAUCAAAAAUUAAGGAAAGAUAAUGGAGAUAUCUCUGCAGAGACUCGUCCCGGUGUUCACUGGGAUGUCUUUCGUCGGCAGGAUGUUCCAAAAUUAAUUGAUUAUUUGAAAAAGCACUUUAAGGACUUUGGGAAGUUCGACGCUUCAGGAAGUCAAUUUGUGAAACACUCACUUUGUGAUGGAACAGUUUUCCUGAAUGGGAAUCAUAUGAGAAAAUUGAAGGAAACAUUUGGAAUUGAGCCAUGGUCGUUUGAGCAGCAUUUGGGGCAAGCUGUCUUUGUCCCUGCUGGAUGCCCUUUCCAAGUGAGGAAUCUUCAGUCCACUGUUCAGUUGGGUCUUGAUUUCUUAUCACCUGAAAGUGUGGGAGAGGCUGCUAAAUUGGCUGAGGAAAUACGCUGUCUUCCUAACGACCAGGAAGCUAAACUUCAAGUUUUGGAGGUCAGACAAAGGGAAUUUUCGUUAAAAGUAGGAAAGAUAUCACUGUAUGCUGCUAGUUCAGCCAUUAAGGAAGUCCAGAAAUUGGUGCUUGAUCCUAAACUUGGUGCAGAGAUUGGGUUUGAGGAUCCGAAUCUAACUGCAGCAGUUUCUGAAAACUUGGAGAAGGUUUCUAAGCAAAGAGAGAUAAGUUGUGCUUGAUUAGUGUACAGUAAUUGUAUUUUAGAUAUAGGAAAAUUAAGUUUUAAAGCAUCUGCUAUGGUGCUUACUGGAAUUUAAAUGUAUAAAUGUAUUUAUAUGUGUAAUAUCAUGUAAUGUUUGUGCCGCCUCCAUUUCUAGCUGUUUGAUUUCGGGGACUAGUGCCUUGUUUUUCAGACAUUGUGGCACUUGUAAUGUGUUUUAAGAUGUAAGUGAGAGAAUAGUUUGAGAUCA